UAUGCGACUAGCCGUGGCUGACACGGAUAAAAUCGAGACGGAGUCCUUUCCCACAACAAGGAAGCCAUUUCCUCUCUACUCUAAGUUGUGCCCUCACGAUUUGUCCAUCUCCACGUCAUUGAUACCAAACGAACUGCUUCUCUCGCCGCCACUUCUGCAUGAGGAAAAGCGAGAGAACUCAUGUUCGAAGAACAGAUCUUACAAUUCAUGACCUACUUACUGUAUUAUCUAAUUCAGACAGCCAGGCGCGUGCAAUUAUGAGACUCGCGUCAACCACCACAGCCUUGAUAUUCCACGAAUAGCCAGAAUCCUCUCCAUCCGCACCAGAGGCUGAAGCACAUUUGCCGGAGGGUUGCUGUGAUGAGACUCGAUAACCUUCCGCGGAUUUUCCUCCUCCCAACACAUCUAAAACCUGAAGAACUGCACGACCUCGAAGAACGAAUCCCUACAUUGACGUAUGACAUCAGUGAGGCUGAGAUCGUGGUCGGAAAGAUAUCGCAGCAAAGACGCGCCGAGUUUGAGCUGAGAAGGGCAAAAUUUGAGUUUGCCUCUGUAGAGGAACCUCAAAAGGAGAGCCAUCAAGUUGAUUCUCCAGUUGUGGCGGAUGACCCGGGUGGUAGCCCAGAUCCUAAGCGGAGGAGAAUCAAAGAACAACCCGAAGUUGGGACAGACAUAGUCAAGGUUGUUAAACUUUCAUGGCUCCUAGACUCGUGGGAGAAGGAAGAACUCUUACCCGUGGACCACUACUUGAUCUUCCAGUGUAAUCGAGUCUUGCCUCGUGAGACAACACCUGCACCUGUAUUAUCGAAAGGCUCUACUUCACCAGCUAGUAGUAUUCUGGAGCGUGCCCUUCUUGAGCAGAAAGCGCAGUCAACAAGCACCUCGCCAUCUAAUCAGCACAAAAGGCGUCAUGAUGUCUCGACAACAAUAUCGCAAAAUGCACCCAGUCUCCUUCAUCAAACGACAUCGGAACACGACGUCACACUGCCCGUGAUGCCCGAGUUUCUGAGAACCACGUAUUCGUGCCAGCGACCGACAUAUAUGAACCCACCGAAUGAAGUGUUUGUGAACAUCCUCACUGAGAUAAGAACAAUUCGUCAACUUCGAGAGGAUGAGGUUGGCGUGAGAGCUUACUCCACAUCCAUUGCUUCGAUCGCUGCGUACCCUUACGCACUUAAGAAUGCCCAAGAAGUCGCGCGGUUGCCAGGUUGCGGUGAUAGAAUCGCCGAACUAUGGCAUCACUGGAAGGAGACAGGCGAAUCAGUGGAAGUACGCGAGGCCAACGCCGACCCUAAAAUCACAGUCCUCAAGCUCUUUUACAACAUAUGGGGAGUUGGGGCUGUCACCGCCCGCGACUUCUAUCGAAAGGGAUGGAGAGAUCUAGAUGAUCUGGUCGAGUUCGGAUGGAACACACUCAGUCGUUCGCAGCAACUUGGUGUCAAAUAUUACAACGAGUUCUUGCUGGGGAUCCCCCGAGACGAAGUUGCGACCAUUGCCGCUGCAAUACUGGAACACGCCCGCCUGAUUGACCCAGGAUUUGAGAUGGUCAUUGUGGGUGGUUAUCGGCGAGGCAAGCAACAAUCUGGCGAUGCUGAUGUUGUUUUGAGUCACCGAAAUGAGAACAAAACACUGAAUGUGAUAACCCAGAUUGUCGUGGCCCUCGAAAAGGCCCAACUCAUCACACAUACACUGACACUGUCGACUCACAACUCUGAUCGAGGACAGCGCCCGGUAUCAUGGAAAGGGGAAAAGUCCAACAGCUCAGGCUUUGACACACUCGAUAAGGCUUUGGUAGUUUGGCAGGACUCCAGCAAAAAAGAUGCACCGCAUCGACGGGUCGAUAUCAUUAUCAGUCCGUGGAAGACAGUGGGCUGCGCAGUACUAGGUUGGAGUGGCGGCACGACAUUCCAGAGAGAUGUUCGACGCUAUUGCAAGAAAGUCAAGGGAUACAAGUUCGACAGCAGUGGAAUACGACGCCGGGCCGAUGGCAGAUGGGUUGACCUUGAAGGAACCUCUGGAGGCGAUGAAGCCCCUGAUAUGGAAACAGCAGAACGGAGAGUCUUCGCAGGGUUGGGUCUUCAAUGGCGGUCACCUGAAGAGAGAUGCACUGGAUGAGUAUGAGCCAGUGUCAUUGAAGUCGAUCCACUGGCGUUUCUGGAAAAAGUCAGACAAUCGAUAUUGUCAUAUUGAUAGGUAGUCAUCAUUCAUUGUCCAGCAGUUGGCGGAUCAUAUGGAGUACAGUACCCUGCGGAGUUUUGGCUUGUACCUGCAUUGGUAGCUGCGGAGUUUGGUUUUUAGGCCCAUAUCAAUUACGCCAGCUUUCAACUUUCAACCUCACACCCAAUGAAUCGGAUGAUCCAAUUAUGCCGACGGCAUUGAAGUCCGAAAUCUGAUCACGGUACGAAAAUCAAGACUCGGGGAUUACUCGCGUCAUCAAAUACGUGCGUAUUUGAAUUCGGUUCGUCGGGCGGAGCGGAUCUCGCACGCAUAAGCGAUACUCCGAGGCUGAACAAGACUGGAUGACCUGUCUUAUGCAGACAGUAUUUACUGUACAGAAUUGACAUGUUUUCCCGCAACUAGGAUUAGAACCCUCCGAUUCUGCUUUGGCCAUGGCAUGGACUCACGAGACAACUAGAAGAGUCGGUGGAUUGUUC
Fusarium odoratissimum NRRL 54006 is the source of this 2654-nucleotide messenger RNA. RefSeq names its product DNA polymerase IV. Gene Ontology annotation, cellular component: nucleus. The coding region runs from base 361 to 2115 and encodes 584 amino acids. The record is from RefSeq and is a predicted model, not a curated record. The transcript is spliced from 3 exons. Gene Ontology annotation, molecular function: DNA binding; DNA-directed DNA polymerase activity. Gene Ontology annotation, biological process: double-strand break repair via nonhomologous end joining. Lineage: Eukaryota; Fungi; Ascomycota; Sordariomycetes; Hypocreales; Nectriaceae.